This is a messenger RNA of Prionailurus viverrinus (fishing cat), 2773 nucleotides long. RefSeq names its product disintegrin and metalloproteinase domain-containing protein 20-like. Gene Ontology annotation, biological process: proteolysis; male gonad development. Gene Ontology annotation, molecular function: metalloendopeptidase activity. Gene Ontology annotation, cellular component: plasma membrane; sperm head plasma membrane; external side of plasma membrane. The coding region runs from base 381 to 2570 and encodes 729 amino acids. NCBI's taxonomy places the organism in Eukaryota, Metazoa, Chordata, Mammalia, Carnivora, Felidae. The record is from RefSeq and is a predicted model, not a curated record. The transcript is spliced from 2 exons.
AAGCCAUGGACAUGCCCAUACCAAUCCCAGAGUCCCAUGGUGUCUGUCUCUCUUGGCAGCACUCUUGGUACCAAGUCCUGUAGCUGUCAAGAUCUAGUCCAGGAAAGAAAAGCCUACCAAGAGUAAUUAAUCUAAAGGAAUUCUUGAAAAGUUUCUAAAGGAUUGCAAAGAUGAAAAGGAAGUGCUGAGGUACACAGAGCUCUUCUUUUUUAUUUCCACUUUCAGCACUGCAACUCUGAUGGUCCACCUCUUCUAGGACACAGAUCCAUAAACGUCAACCCUGCACCCUAAGCAGCUCAGAGGGAGGAGCCAGACCAGCAGUACCUCAUACCCUGCCCUCUUCUGCCCUGGACAGGUGGCUUCAUAAUGACAACUCCAUAAUGGCAGUGGGUGAGGCCUUGGUGCACAUCAGGAUCACUCUUCUGCUACUCUGGGUUGGGAUGUCUCUGUUCAUUUCUGGCCACUCUCAAGACAGGCCCUCCCAGCACUUCUCCUCCCCAGAAUUGGUGGUCCCCUUGAAGGUGACUGGCAGGGACAGAGGUAUAAAGGCUCCAGGCUGGCUCUCCUACAGCUUGCAGUUUGGGGGCCAGAGACACAUUGUCCACAUGAAGGUCAAGAAGCUCUUGAUUUCUAAACACUUCCUGGUGUUCACCUACACAGACCAGCAAGCCCUCCACCAGGAUCAGCCUUUUGUUCCCGACGACUGCUACUAUCAUGGUUAUGUGGAAGGAGUCCCUGAGUCCCUGGUUGCCCUCAGUACCUGUUCUGGAGGUUUUCGAGGAAUGCUGCAGAUAAAUGACCUUGCUUAUGAAAUUGAGCCAGUUAGGUUUUCUGCCACAUUUGAACACCUGGUAUAUAAGAUAGAUAGUGAUGAUACACAACUCCCACCUAUGAGAUGUGGGCUAACAGAAGAGGAAAUAGCACGACAUUUGCAGUUGAGAGCCUCACAUAAUUCUACUCUGAUACAAAGUUCUUAUGCCAGCUGGUGGACCCACUUGCGGUUUCUUGAGCUGGGUGUAGUCAUGGACCAUAAUCGAUUCCUGUACUAUGAAAGUAACGUGUCAGUAGUACAGCGUGAAGUAUUUGAUGUUAUCAAUAUACUAGAUAUCUUAUAUUACUCUUUGGAGGUUGAUGUAGUUUUGACUGGGAUUGAAAUCUGGAGUGAAAGAAACCUAGUUGUCGCUGAUCAGAUAGAUCAGCUUGUGGAGGAUUUUGCCCUUUGGAAGUCUGUCAAUCUUGAUGCCCGACUGCACCAUGACACUGCCCAUCUUUUCAUAAAAAAACGUUUUGGCACAAAGCUUGGAGUUGCCUACGUUGGAGGGAUAUGCCAACGCCCUUUUAAUAGUGGAGUUGAUGUUUUUGAAGGAGACAGUCUGUUUUAUUUUGCACUUACUGUGUCCCAUGAACUUGGUCAUAAUUUGGGUAUGCUUCAUGACACUGAGCAAUGUGUGUGUGGGCUUCAGUGGUGCCUAAUGUAUCCUUCCCGGAAGGUGACAACUAAGUUCAGCAAUUGCAGUUAUGCCCGGUACUGGGACAAUACUCUCUCUAGAGGAUCAUGUAUUAAGUCAUCUCCACAUUCUGCAAAUAUCUCUAUGGGACAGUUUUGUGGGAACUUAGUGAUUGAAGAAGGAGAGGAGUGUGACUGUGGCACCAUACACCAGUGUUUAAAUGACCCCUGUUGUCUGUUGAACUGUACUCUGAAGCCUGGAGCUGCUUGUACUUUUGGAAUUUGUUGCAAAGACUGCAAGUUCAUGCCAUCGGGGACUGUGUGCAGACACCAGAUAAGUGAAUGUGACCUCCCCGAAUGGUGUAAUGGGACAUCUCAUCUGUGCCCAGAAGAUGUAUACGUGCAGGACGGGGUUCCCUGUGGUGAUGAUGCCUACUGCUAUGAAGGGAGAUGUCCCAACCAUGACAAGCAGUGCAGGGAGAUUUUUGGCAAAGACGCAAGGAGUGCAUCUCAGAGAUGCUACAGAGAAAUCAACACCCAAGGAAAUCGAUUUGGUCACUGUGAUAUCACAGACCUAAUAUACAUAAAAUGUGAGGCCCCUGAUAUUCUCUGUGGGAGAGUACAGUGUGAGAAUGUGGAAGUAAUUCCUAGUCUGAUACAGCAUUCUACAGUGCAUCAACUUCACCUCAAAAACAUCACUUGCUGGGGCACUGAUUAUCACGUAGGGAUGUCCAUACCUGAUAUUGGCCAAGUGAAAGAUGGCACAGUGUGUGGUCAAAAAAAGAUAUGCAUCCACAAGAAGUGUGUCAACAUGACCUAUCCACCACGAAGCUGUCAGGCUGAUGAGACCUGCCACAUGAACGGAGUCUGCAAUAAUAAACAGCAUUGCCACUGCAGCUAUGGAUGGGCACCUCCCAAGUGCCAGCAUGUGGGCCAUGGAGGCAGUAUUGACAGUGGGCCACCUCCUCAGAACCAGGUGGCAUCAGAAGGAGAGAAAUGGUUGGACUACCUGAUAUUAUUGUGGUUCAUUCCUUUAACUCUUUUCGUUUUACUUUUCCUAAUUAUACUUGGUAAGAAAAUUUUGAAUGAAGAGGAGGAGCGGGAGGAGGAAGAGGAAAGCUAAAAACUCCUGUCGCAUUAAACAAAUAUCUAGCACUUCUUUUAAUAGUACAGAAACGUUAGAGCAUGUCUGACUGUUUAAAGAAAAAUUUAAGGAUCCCUCAUAUCAGGAUCAUAAGCAUUAAUAUCACACCAGAGGAUUUCUAGCAUGUACUUUCUUACUCUUCAUGUUUUAAGCAAUAUUAAAACUUCAUUUUUUUUCCCUCG